Necator americanus (New World hookworm) is the source of this 3891-nucleotide messenger RNA. RefSeq lists its product as uncharacterized. The record is from RefSeq and is a predicted model, not a curated record. The transcript has 12 exons. Bases 1 to 3891 code for a protein of 1296 amino acids. NCBI's taxonomy places the organism in Eukaryota, Metazoa, Nematoda, Chromadorea, Rhabditida, Ancylostomatidae.
AUGUCACUGAAUCCCAAGACAUGUUCAGUUCGAGCAAACCUGUGCAAAAAAAUCGAAGUAGUGCGGCAACUUUUCAAAGCAUUCCAUGAGAAGGAACGUGGACAUAAAGUUAGAAUAAGAACGACGGAAGAACCAAAAGAAGGAAGAAAGCGUGAACCAGAGGAUACACUUGCAAAGACAGAAUUUGAAGAAGUAGAGGUAGCAAAGCGGCCAGCAGUCUCCUCGGUUCGAAAAAGGAGUACGCUUCGUUGGAAACAGGACCCGGGCACAGCGAUAGGUAAGAAGGAAGUUGUAUCGUUGUUAGAUGGGAAGGUUAUGCCAGUCGAGGAUCUUGUUCAACAUCGAGACUUUCGCAUAGCUCGCAAGAUAAUUGAUGAAGUCGCAAAAGCCAAAAUUAUUGAAAAAUUACUAAAUGAAGAGGAUAACGCCACGAUACGACGACUUUUUGAGACAGAUUUAGCUAAUCCAUCCUUCAAGGAAAUGAAGCUACUGCAUCGUGCCUUAAGCAAGCUAUGGGAAUAUUUGAUGUGCAAUCUUGGGCAAUUUCAUUUUGAACAAGAAACACUUGUAUUUCUAUGCGAACGAGAAAAGGCCAAGGCCCGAUUUCUCGACGUCUUGCUUUUUUGUCCAAGUACACUUCCAGAUUGUUGGGGAGGACGCCACAUUUGUGAAGUAACCGAAUGCGAGUCUGGAACACUCAUUGUACCAGUAUCUACUCUUCCAGGUGGAGAAGUACCGAGGUCUGCUAUUUCAGAGACGUUUCCUUCGCAAUGGAGUAAGCUUGUGAGGGUAGUCAUGGACGAAAAUAAAUCGAAAGCGCCGAUCCCAUCAGAAAAGCACGAUAAUGCCAUGGAACAACGGAAAGAAAGUUUUGGAACGAAGAUUGUUAGAAGAAAAUCACCAUCAAGUCUGAUUAAGCCAGAUCAUAGAGGAGAACAAGCCAAAAAAGAAAAGAAGGAUGUUGAAACUAGUUUGAAGCAUUCAAAGAAGAUAAUCAGUGCUAAAAAGGGAGACUUGAAGGAUUCCGCAGGAGCAGCCACAGAGAAGAAAAUUGGGCAAAAAAUUGACGUCAGUGAGAAGAAAGACUCGAAAAUCUCUGCUGCGGCGAGUAUUGAUAGGAAAAUUGAACGAAGAGAUCAAAAGCCAUCUAAGGACUAUGACUAUAUUAACACGAAAGAACUGGAGGAUUAUCUUUGUGAGCUCGGAGAUACGGAAGGAGCUGAAAAUGUCGUGAAAAAGAAAGAAAAUGAAGAGAAGAAAAUGAUAGUCCGUGAUCCACAUUGCAUAGAAGCUAUCAUUGAAACGUACAGUAUGGGCGUAAAAAAUAGAGCAGAUAGUAAAAAGGAGGCACAAACAACUCUGCAAAUGGGAUCUUCCCACAAAGCGUCAACUCAGAAAGUGGAUACGGAGGGAAAGGAUGUGCUAUUGAAGAACUUGUGCAAGACUCAGGAAGAAGAAUCGCAAAUGCAGUAUAAGAUAGAUCAUAUUGCAAAAAGUGAACAAAUGUCCGCGCAAAUGAAGUCCUCCAACAAGGUAUCGACUCAAAAAGUGGAAACGUGGGGAACGGAUGCGCUUCUAAAGGACUUGUGCAAGACUCAGGAUCAUGAACCUCACGAGGAACAUCGAAAGCGGUGCAAAACGGAUCUUAAACUGAAAAGGGAACAAAUGGCUGCGCAAGUAGAGUCCACCAACAAGCCAUCGGCUCAAAAAGUGGAUAUGGGGCGAAAAGAUGCGCUCUUGACGGACUUAUGCGUAACUCAGGAGGAUGGACCUCAGAAGGAACAUCGAAUGCGUCACAAAACUCAUCCUAGCCCAAAAAAGGAACAAUUGGCUGCGCAGGUGAAGUCCUCCCUCAAAACAUCGGCUCAAAAAGUGGAUAUGGGGCGAAAAGAUGCGCUCUUGACGGACUUAUGCGUAACUCAGGAGGAUGGACCUCAGAAGGGACAUCGAAUGCGUCACAAAACUCAUCCUAGCCCAAAAAAGGAACAAUUGGCUGCGCAGGUGAAGUCCUCCCACAAAACAUCAGCUCAAAAAGUGGAUAUGGGGCGAAAAGAUGCGCUCUUGACGGACUUAUGCGUGACUCAGGAGGAUGGACCUCAGAAGGAACAUCGAAUGCGUCACAAAACUCAUCCUAGCCCCGAAAAGGAACAAUCGGCUGUGCAGGUGAAGUCCUCCCACAAAACAUCAGCUCAAAAAGUGGAUAUGGGGCGAAAAGAUGCGCUCUUGACGGACUUAUGCGUGACUCAGGAGGAUGGACCUCAGAAGGAACAUCGAAUGCGUCACAAAACUCAUCCUAGCCCCGAAAAGGAACAAUUGGCUGCGCAGGUGAAGUCCUCCCACAAAACAUCAGCUCAAAAAGUGGAUAUGGGGCGAAAAGAUGCGCUCUUGACGGACUUAUGCGUGACUCAGGAGGAUGGACCUCAGAAGGAACAUCGAAUGCGUCACAAAACUCAUCCUAGCCCCGAAAAGGAACAAUUGGCUGCGCAGGUGAAGUCCUCCCACAAAACAUCAGCUCAAAAAGUAGUUACAAAGGAAAAACAUGUACUCUUGAAAGAGUUGUGCAAGACUCAGGAGGAUGAAGGUUUGAGAUUGUCUACAACACAGAAAAUCAGAAAAAGUCAAGAAGAUUCAAAAUUAUUUUUCGGAAAACACGUAAAAGAACCAAGACAAGAACAGCAGGGUGGAACGUUUGGGAUGAUGAAAGGAAAAGAAGCAGAAGUUUCUGGGAACUCAAUGGAAAAAACCAAGAGUAAAGAAAAGCAUAGGCACAAGGAGGGCGAGGCACAUGAAGGCGGAGAAAGGGAUGUCAGGUCUCCAGAAACGCUAGGUGGAAAAAGGACCAAGAAAGGAGGAAGUUUGGAACUGAAGAAACAUGAAGAAAAGCACUCAUUGCCGCAGAUAAAUAGAGAGGCUUACGGUCGAAACAUUGAAGACAAAAAAGAGACCUCAAAAGGAAACGAUCAAUACAAAAAGGAAAAACAUUUGGAGAGAAAAGACGAGGUCAAAGUAGCUGCUGUGAAGAAAGAAAGUGAAGGUGCUGCAACACUGAAAAAUGAAGAGAAAACAGAGCAAAAAGUAAAGGAGCGAAAAAACGAAGAAGAGUCAAAAACAACAGAUACAUUACUAAAAAUUGUAGGAAGUGUAACUGCGAUGCUUAGAGAAAUGUUAGUGCCGACAAAAAGGGAUCAGGGAAAGGUGGAGACUGACCCAGAAAUUUCGUUGCAAAAGACCCAGACUGAUGAUGAGAGGUUUAUCCAGAGUGUAGAUCAAAAAGGACAAGACCGGAAGGAUCUGGAAUGCAGACCGUAUGCUAUGGAACUCGCUAACACUCAAGAAGAGAUCACCGAUAGUAAUCAGGAUAAGAAGCCAGCAAAAGGAACGAAAGCGAAAGAAUCAAACAAGAGGCAGGUCAUAGACUUUUUGAAGAAGGAUGUCGAAGGGAAGAACACUACACAAGCGAGUCCAGGAAGUGGGAACCAAAUAAAAAUAAAAAACAUGAAAUCAAAAGAAAGAGGUAACGAACAAAGUGGCAGAACGACUCGAAAUAGGUCAAGAGGUAAACAAACAGAUGCGGCAGAGAAAACGAGAGAUAUGAAAGGAACGGGCCGCAAAGAAGAAGUUAUCGCAGAGGUGAAGCAGCAAAGUGAAAAUGUUCCAAAUGAAACGUUAAAAGCUGAUAUUAUGCAGAGAAUACGUAAAAGCAAAGAUUCUAUGAGGAAGAUACAUUCCAAAAAGGAAGACGACAAUAAAAAGCUCACCAAAGAACGAAAAGUUGACUCAAAGGGUCCGGCGGCGACUAGUGGACGAGAUAGCAGAUCACGAAAGAAAAGCAUCCCUAACUCGACGAUAACUGAUAAAACGUUAAAAGUUUUACCAUACUGCAACUUUUAA